Molecule: messenger RNA, 2445 nt
Organism: Camponotus floridanus (Florida carpenter ant)
Lineage: Eukaryota; Metazoa; Arthropoda; Insecta; Hymenoptera; Formicidae
Exons: 8
Coding region: 38-2077 (679 amino acids)
Source: RefSeq, a predicted model, not a curated record
GGGAGUAUCACUUUUGGGGUCACUCCAUAGCUUGGACAUGAACCAUAGCUCAGACACGAACCAUGUAUUAUUAUCGACUGUAAUGGAUGUAGUUGACGUCCACUUUGUCAGGGAGCGCAUUAGGACAAUAUACCCGUUAAAGCGAGGUGACCGCUCUCAGAAUUUUGCAAAACCAAUAUUUAUAAAAGAAUAUGCAACGACGUCUAGCAAUCAACGUAACACAAUGAGCACUAAGACAAAUACAAAUACUGAGAGGAUAACUGCUACGAAUAAAAAGACUGGGAAGAAACUUUUGAAGGCACAUGAUGUGGAACAUAAGCAUGUAACAGCAGGCAGUGCCAAAGAAGUUGUAUUUCUCAGUAAAGGUGAUAUUGUGGAAGUCACGUUAAAAAGGCAAGAAAAAGCUAAAGAUCAAAAACAUACUUCACCUGUAAUUUCUAGUCCUGGACAGAAAGCUGAAAGAAAAAGAUCUGCAACUAGUAAUAGUGAAGCUCCACGAAGCUGGGGUGCUAUACUCGGGGAGCAGAAUUUAUUAUAUAUGAAAGCAGCACAAUCUUAUAAACAUAGCGAAAAUAAAGAGAUCAACAAGAAUUCAAAUGCUAAAAAAGUGCAGCAAAAUGGAUAUAAUCAUGUUGAGAAACAUACUGAUACAAAAUCAAAAGGAAUGCCUUCCCAAGAGAAAUCAAAAAAGGAUUCAAAAGAUUUAUACGUUCUUGUUCAAGAUCGUGCUGUACAAUGUCCCGAAAUAGGCAAUAAUGCCAACAGAUUUGUUGAAUUUAAUCCAGUGCAUACAUUAAGUUUUUUAAUGAAAGAACUGAAGGAUUUAAUUACAAAGAAAGAUGAUAGAACUUGUGAAAUAUUUGCUGAAAUGGAGCAAGUAUUGCUAAGGAUACCUGUAGGCUCUGCAAAACCAAUAGAGGAUUUGGAGAAACUAGACACAUUAGAAGCUGGUGCAAUUCAUUUAAAGGAAUCUAGUAAAAAAGUGAAGGCUUUGUUGGAAUCAUGGGCAUCAGAGCGAGAAAAACUGCAAAGUUUAAUUCGAGAGCGAGACGCGCAAAUCAAGGAAGCGAAUCAAAAACAAAAAGAGAUUGUACUCCAUGCAGAGAUGCUAAAAUUGGAGGAAGUAACUUGUGUAACAAAAGCUAAAGAUGAAGUAAUAUCGGCAUUAAAGGAACAAAUUAUAAAUAAUGAAAAACUAAUCUCAGAUUUAGAAGCAGAACUGAGUAAACAAACAGAAUUUGCACGACGUUAUGAAUGUCUGAAAAUAGAUAAAGAUAAACUUUUAAAAUUGUCUUCUUGCAAGGAUACAUUAAUUACUCAAUAUCAAAAUACAAUAAUGGAGUUACAAACUCAACUCGAAAAUCUCAAAUUGAAUAAUUUGGAUGAAGUAUUUGCGAAAGGAGGAAGUACAAGUUCUCAAGUGUCAGCUAUUCAAAUAGGACUUGCAUAUUCAUCUCCUACAUCGAGUUUUUCAGAUCACUCUAAUAAAUCCUGGCAUGAUUUAUCGGAUAUUUCUACAGUAGAACAUGCCUCUCGAGAACAUGUUACUCUAAAGGAAGAAGUACCCGUUAGAGAUUCGGCACGUUUAGAAUUUGUUAGCUUACUCGACGGGGAAUCAUCGCAUACUAUAAUACCCGAUCAAAGUCAAGUGAUGAAUGAUAAAGGAACAGUGCACAACAAUAAUAAAAGUAAUAUUAUUCCUUAUCAAAACGUGAAUGAUGUGAUUCCGAAAAGAUGCUUAUAUGAUUCCUUGAAAAAAGGGCAUAAUAAAGAAAACGAUAUGUGUAAAAUGAGAAAAUUUUCCAAAUUUAAGGAAAGACAAAAAGAUAACACGAAAAAUUCGUUUUGUCAUAAUACAUCGAAAAUUCUUGAAAGUGUUACAUCUAAACCAGUUAUUUCUGACAUAAGGAAACAAGGAUACGAUAUGCAUAAUAGGAUACCUGUUAAUGUACCGAGUCCAUUACGGGAUUAUCCUUAUCCUGAUUGGAGCGACAGUAGUUUACCUAGCGUUAGUACAGCUUUCGGUUUAGACAUAGUGCCAUCGAACGAUAUUAAAGAAGCUAUAGACUUAAAUUAAACUAUUUUUGCAAAGUUUUCCCAUUUGAAAAAUUACUGAUAAUUAUGUAUGCUAAGUCACUGAACAUAUAUCCGAACUUAUAUCUUGUUGCAGAGCUGUGAUAUGCAAUCGUACAAUACAUAUUCUACUUCAUAACAAAGUCUAUGAAUGCUAAAGCAAUUUUUAAGCGAUUAAAUGAAAUUGGUUAGUACAAUUAAAAUAUGUAUUAAAUACACAUAGUUUACAAUAAACACACACAUUCCUAUUGAAAUGAUGGAACGUAAAAUUUGUAUCUAUAUUUUGCAUAAAUAUUGAGAUUUUUCCACAUUUUAUUAGUUUAAAAUUAAAGCAUAGACUUGACAGAAUUCUAAUCGAAAUUAUAAAAAUAU